Molecule: messenger RNA, 3043 nt
Organism: Ectocarpus siliculosus
Lineage: Eukaryota; Phaeophyceae; Ectocarpales; Ectocarpaceae
Source: the annotation of a GenBank genome assembly
AUGCUAUUUAUCAGGGGAGGGCAACUUCGCGCUCUCCAGUGGCUUAGAGGAGCGGGUUGUGCUUGGAACUCGAACACGUGCUCAAUGGCGGCAGAGGGAGGGCACCUGGACGUGCUUAGCUGGGCCCGGGCUAACGGCUGCUGCUGGGACAAGGACGCCAUGACGUUCGCUCGAGAGAACGGGCACGGCCAUGUAACCCGCUGGGCGGCUCGAGCGAGACUGCUGGCGUGAGGGUGUGCUGCCCCGGGCGGGGGGAGUCCGCCUUUGAAGAACGUACUGCUGCAUGAGUUUGCGGCUUCCGGACGACCCUCAGACCCUCAGAAGUCAUGCCACGGAGUGAAGAGAUGCCUUUCUGCAAGGAAGGUGCCGUUGCCGUCGGUGGUUGGGUGGGUUUCGCAAACCAUCGGUUGCGGCGUGAGAAGACCGAAAGUGUCACUUUUCACAUACCUGAUGACAUAUUUCAUGUCGUUUCUCAGGGUUGAAUGGCGGUGACGCACAAGACCAGGAGGGAAAGGGAAAUUGUUUGACGUGGGAAUCGAUAUUCGAAGUCUUUAGUAACCUAGCGAGGGACGAAUCACUGCAUUUUUAGACGAAAAUGUUUCGUUCCGUUCCGUACUCUGCGGGGUGUCGGAUGCGUUGGUCAUCUCGUGCUCGCCGAAGAGACUGGCUAGUUGCAUAUGACGUCUGAUCGACACUCCGCAUGCAUGCAUUGCUCGUUGUACUGAUAUCACCUUGCUGCAGUGCGAUGUUACCUGCUGCAUGCGCCUGCCACACGUCGUGCUGGAUAGUAGACGGUGAUAUUGUACAACGCAGUGGUCUACCCCCAACCAGUCCGGAGGAGGAGCCUUUGCAAAACGCAUGGUAUUGGACGGCAUAGAUUCGUUGGUUGUGCGGAAAUAAGUGUCGUCGUCCGUCUCAGACUGCGAAUACAAGGAAAGGACCCGACCGCUUUAGCAUGGUACAAGUAGCGUUUUUUUCAGGUUUUUGCGUGCGGUCGAGUAUUGCACGGUUAUAAAAUGUCAAUUAUUCUCCAUUCGAACCUGCGUGCACUUCUUUUUUCUUUUUUUCGUAGCUUCUGCGGUACCGUAUGUUUUUAUGUCGAUCGGUGUGAAUAAAAUAUGAACAACGGCGAUGGUGGUGUGGCGUAGGCAAACAUUAAAAAUCUUCGGAAGGGUGUAGAAAAUGAUCGAGAUUGGUGAUCUUUUUAAGCAGAGCACAUGAGGGCACGAAUUAUUGCACGUAUUAAAAUCGGUGGGGGGUUGAUCAUGUAUUUGCACUAAAGUACCAAGUGUUAGAUGGGUGGGAAAUGAGUCGUGUAGUGGUGCAUGCAGUGCAAAGACGACCGAGUUCGGUGUCACCAUCACCCUCCCUCCUUGGCUAGGCUUUCUUCUGUCAUCAGGGUGGAGAAAGCAAGGAGUAGCAAUAUGGUUAUCGAGGCGAAAGAGGUCGGAUUGUUUCGUUGCGUGUUUGAACCUUAAGGAAUGUUGAAGAGGAACGGGGGAAAACUACUGGAAUACAAAGCUCUCUCUGGCUUAUUUCUUGUGUGAGAGGGGAUGCCGCUCUGCCACAUCCUUUAUACUUUAUGUUGUUUAUGUUAGACCACAGAAGGCGCGCCCCCUGGCGACCUAUCAUAAGAUCUGUCGCUAGGCUCGUUCCAAACUGCAGUUCCUCCAUGGAGGUAAGCCGACAUCGACUAUCAGAGUCAAAAGGUCUUUCUGUAUCUAAGCACCUGUUGGCUUCAUUCAGGCUAGCUUUCGCAUUUAUCUUUAUGCAUGGAGUUCCUGACUCUAGGUUCGUGUGGGUUGGGUGCAGUAGUAGUUGCUGUGUGGUGCGCGUGGGUGUAUGUAGGGGUGCAUGUUCAAGUCGCGUGUGGACCCUCCUUGUGUGACAGAAGGAAGUCUACACAAGAAGCGUGAUGUACAAUAGUGUUUUGUUCCCAUGUAUAGGUUGAAACGAUGAGCUCUCUUUGUCAGGGUACAUGUUGCUGUGAUUAGGAGGAGCUAUCUCUCUUAGGUCGACGAAAAAAACGAACGGGAGUGAAAACAUACGCGAUGGCCGGGGCACGCUGCUGUUUUGCAUGAUGCGCGUUCGUCUAUUUAUUCGUGUAGCCCACUCCUCCCACCUUCAUGGCGUCAAGUUGGUUUGGCCUGGUCGUCUGUAAACGUAACGGCAGCACCCCCUGAGUUUCUUUGCAGGGGGGGCGAAACGGUAGCUGAUUCGGGGGCUUCCGUGUUUGUUUGGGGGCACACCCACGGGUGUAACAACGUGAUUCAUGAUUUUUUUUUUUUCCGGCUUCGGUGUUGGAGCGAUGGACUCAAGUUCCCUCUUGGGGGGAAAAAUGUUUUUAUCGUGUGUUCCCUUCGGUACUUGUGCCCCUCAAAACGCCCUCACAAGCUGGGUUGAGGGGGGGGGUGUUGGCAUGAGCAGCGAUAAGCCCGAGAGAUGUAGCCCCCCCUCACGUUAGGGGCGCAUGGAAACAGAGCAGUGCAGGCGUACUCUACUGCGUGAAUUGGGCGAGCGAGUAGAUUCGAUCCUUGACUUGGUUGAAGAGUCCUACUCACACCUCCAGUGUAUAGUUUGGGGUUGGCCUGAUCUGCGAGGAGCACUCCCAUAUGGGUCGAGAGUAACAUCCUCAGGCCUGGUUCGUUCUUAGCCGAUUGUAAUUUUCCAAUCAUGCAUGUAUCAAUAUCAAUUAUGUAUGUUUGUGAUUUAUUUUUAGUUUAUGUUUCGAGUGAGGCGAUCGGUUUUACUCCCUAUAUUGCUGCUUGUUUGGGUGUUUUCCUUGCCUUGACACCCCUUGCGUGUUGCUACAAAGCAGUCUAGGAUCGCUCGCUUUUGGUGGGAGCAAUGCAUACUCUCUAUCUUCUAAAUGGACUGUUUGUUGUCUGUGCCUUGUGUAGGAUAGUAGAGCUCGUGAGCGCAAGAGAGAACAAACAGGUUCUUUGGCUCUGACAUGUACAGUACCGAAUAAACUGGAAAGAGGGCAGAACAACGGUGUGUAGUGCCAUGAAACAAAACAAGAAAUAACUAUCUCUUUGGGUCU